AUGGUGUUGGUUGUUGAGCAAGAGGAGUCCUCGAUCAAACUCCUAAAGGCUGCUUCCAAGCUUUCCAAAGAUAAAUUUGUGACCUCACGAGCUAGAGGAUAUGCCUCUGUUAAGAAAGAAUUUGACAUUUCCUUCUGUUGUGAUCAAGUCUCUUCGAAAGGGGUCUCGUCUGCUAAGAGGACUCUAGUGCAUGCUGCUCCUUCGUCGUGUGCCAGGGUCAAGCACCUCAUGGGUGCUGAUAGCUAG
Prunus armeniaca (apricot) is the source of this 246-nucleotide messenger RNA. Lineage: Eukaryota; Viridiplantae; Streptophyta; Magnoliopsida; Rosales; Rosaceae. The record is from the annotation of a GenBank genome assembly.